Molecule: messenger RNA, 1413 nt
Organism: Laccaria bicolor S238N-H82
Lineage: Eukaryota; Fungi; Basidiomycota; Agaricomycetes; Agaricales; Hydnangiaceae
Product: acetylornithine aminotransferase
Exons: 5
Coding region: 1-1413 (470 amino acids)
Biological process (GO): arginine metabolic process
Cellular component (GO): mitochondrial matrix
Molecular function (GO): identical protein binding; transaminase activity; pyridoxal phosphate binding
Source: RefSeq, a predicted model, not a curated record
AUGAAGCACAUUCCAGUUGCCGUGCUGUCUCGAACGCGUCCAGUCAUGAGCGCACGCACACUUUCAACCUCCGGAUAUCUUCAGCCAACUCACGCAUCACCAACACCUCCCUCCCAGGCCACUCAACAAUAUCUUUCUCUCGCUGACAAGUACCUCCUUCCCGUGUACGCGCGACCGGACUUUGUACUCUCCCAUGGCAAAGGUUCCUACGUCUGGGAUGUGGAUGGGAAGAAAUACCUCGAUUUCAGUGCGGGGAUUGCCGUCAACGCUCUGGGACACGCUGACGAGGGAGUUGUCAAGGUUCUCUCAGAACAAGCUGGGAAGCUCCUCCACACAAGCAACGUGUAUCACAACGAGUGGGCCGGUAAACUAGCCGAACUCCUCAUCACGCUCACGCAGCAGGAAGGUGGGUUGGGAUACACUCCCAGCAACAACGGCCCACAUGCUUCGAAAGUAUUUUUCGCCAACUCGGGUACAGAGGCAAACGAAGGUGCCCUCAAAAUUGCUCGCAAGGUCGGAAAAGACCGGUGGGCUGCCGCCGCUCCAGGCCGGAGCUGGGACUCGGAGGCGUGCACGAAAACACGGAUUGUGUGCUUUGAACAGGGGUUCCAUGGCCGCAGUAUGGGUGCGCUUAGCGUGACAACGAACCCAAAAUACCAGGCCCCAUUUGCACCACUUAUUCCUGGGGUAGACGUUGGUAAAUUGAAUCAGUUUGACGGACUGGAAACUCUGGUUACGGAUGCCACUUGUGCCGUAAUUGUGGAGCCUAUCCAGGGGGAGGGCGGCAUUCACCAGGCCAAGGAGGAAUGGCUCAGAGCGUUGAGGAAGCGCUGCGAUGAUGUUGGGGCUGUCCUGAUAUUUGACGAGAUCCAGUGCGGGUUGUACCGUUCGGGGACACUUUGGGCGCAUUCGCGUCUCCCGGAGGAUUGCCAUCCUGAUAUAGUAACGAUGGCGAAACCGCUCGCCAAUGGUUACCCCAUUGGCGCAGUGUUACUGCGAGACACUAUUGCGGCGACAAUGACCGCAGGCACUCACGGAACAACAUUCGGAGGGUCACCUUUGGCCUGCGCAGUAGGCCACCAUGUUUUAAGCAGGCUUUCAACUUCCGAAAGCAUUGCGCAUAUCGCGGAGACGAGUAAAUAUCUCUCCGGACGGUUGGAGCAACUGCCUAAGUGGUUCCCGAAUAUUCUCCAGGAGCAAAUCCGUGGGCGUGGGUUGAUUCUAGGGCUCGGGUUCAAGGAUGUGAACGCAUCUGGCAAAGUCGUGGAGAUGGCUCGAGAGCGUGGGGUAUUUGUAUUAACAGCGGGUAAGGAUGCUGUGAGAAUUGUUCCGAGUUUGAACGUGGGGAAGGAGGACGUAGAUUUAGCGGUAGAUGUACUGGAGGGAUGCCUGGGAGUGCUCAGCACAACCUAA